UCCGACUGCAAACGUCUCUAUUCUCCCCCAUUCUUACCGAAUGGCUGAGCCUCUUUCCGCUAUCCUGUUCCAAGCGAACCCCGUACUCCUCGGGGCUUCUCUACUGGGCACGUUCCUGGCCGUUCUAGUUGUUUGCAAUGUCGCAAGUCAGUACGCAAAGUUUUUCACCACCGUAGGGAUCCCUCCGGGCCCGACGCCAUGGCCGCUUGUGAGCAGUCUGGGGGGACUCCUGGUGUCGCCGCAGCAUUUUGACGAGUGGUCUCUGAAAAUGGGAAGGCUUUACGGCGGCGUCUUCAGCAUUUGGAAUGGAGGCGAGCUUGUCAUCUGUGCCACCUCCCAGGAAGCGAUCAAGGAGGUGCUCUUCACAAAGGACAAGGACUUCGCGUCUCGCCCGCCCGUGUCUGAUCGGGUGGCCUACACGGUUGGUUCAAAGAGCAUCGAGAUGGCACCGUAUGGAGACUACUGGCGACAGGUACGAAAGCUGUCGGUCGUCCACCUAUUCUCCCACAAGGCGGUGGCUGGAAACACGGUCGUCCGACAAGAGGAGACGGAGGCUUUAAUCUGCAACUUGAAGCGAGAGUGCGCCGAGAAAGGCGGCUUCGUCGAGCCACGGAAUCACGUUGCCCGAGCCAUGCUCAACACCAUGAUGCGACCGCUUUUUGGCGUCCGCUUUGGAGCGCCCGGGGAGUGCGGAUUCACACCGACCGGCGAGGCCUUGUACGAGUGCCUCCAGGAGAGCUUCCACCAACUGGGGGGCUUCGACUGGGGCGCUUUUCUCCCCCGGGUGCUCGAGCCGCUGUUCAACCGGGACGUCAGAAAAACCGCCGCGAUGAGGGACCGAGAACUCCAAGCGAUCAUCGACGCGCGGCGCGCAGCGAAGAAGUUGGCUGGACCGGCGUUCGUCCCUACGACAGUGGUAGACGUCCUUCUUUCUGCUUCCAACAACAAGGAGCAAGAAGUCGCCCAAGAACCUCUGCCGUUUCUGCUUGACUUGCUCAACGGAGCGGUCGACACAAGCGGCGUCUCCAUCGAGUGGAUCCUGGCGGAAAUCACCAGGCGGCCGGCGAUCCGGCGCAGACUGCACGCGGAGAUUGACGAAGUGGUCGGUAGAGACCGACCGGUUUGCGAGGAGGACUUAAAAAACAUGCCGUAUCUGCGAGCGGUGGUCAAAGAACACUUCCGGUUCCAAGGCGUGGGACCUUUUCUGGUACCGCACAUGAACGAGCACGAGUCCGACGAUCCUGGGCUACAGGGUACCAGCAAAGACCACGGUGCUGCUUCACACCCGGGGCACCUCGCUAACCUAAGAAACCAGAUUAACCUAAUCGAAACCCCUAAAUCAAUCAAGAUUGACGUGCACUGCACCUAUCCGUCUCAAUUUUACCGUACUGACGUCGAAUUUCCCCACUGGCAGGUGUUGCUUCACACCCGGGGCAUCUCGCGUGACCCGGCGGUCUUCCCCCGGGCGGACGAAUUUCUACCGGAGCGGUUCUUGGAAGACGACGUCGACAUCACUGGAAAGGACAUCCGGGUACUGCCGUUCGGCGCCGGUCGAAGAGGCUGUCCCGGCGCCAACCAAGGCCUGCUCAUCAUCCAACUUGCGAUCGGACGCAUACUGCAAACUUUCGAUGUCGAGCUUAUCGACGGCCAGGACAUCAGCCUGGAGGAAGAGAGUUCGGGCUGGGCGUUGGCGCUCAAGACACCGCUGAGGGUCAAGUGCACACUACGAGUAUGAAAACGCACAUUCAUCGACGGCAACAAGAUACUUACGUGGGAAUCAAGGUGUGGGAAUGAGUUUCCAAUAUUUGCAGUCAAGCUAUGGAGAAACGUGUAGGACCUACCAAAGCUAACAUAACAACUAGCCGGACAGUGAGGAUUUUUGGAUUGACCUUCUGCAGCCAUAUAUGCUUUUGGCGCUAAGCGCAA
Molecule: messenger RNA, 1926 nt
Organism: Klebsormidium nitens
Lineage: Eukaryota; Viridiplantae; Streptophyta; Klebsormidiophyceae; Klebsormidiales; Klebsormidiaceae
Source: the annotation of a GenBank genome assembly